Messenger RNA from Brassica napus (rape), 1177 nucleotides. Its product is annotated as probable aquaporin PIP1-5. Bases 61 to 924 code for a protein of 287 amino acids. The record is from RefSeq and is a predicted model, not a curated record. The transcript is spliced from 3 exons. Gene Ontology annotation, molecular function: water channel activity. Lineage: Eukaryota; Viridiplantae; Streptophyta; Magnoliopsida; Brassicales; Brassicaceae. Gene Ontology annotation, biological process: transmembrane transport; response to water deprivation. Gene Ontology annotation, cellular component: vacuole; plasmodesma; plasma membrane.
UAAAAGCAGAGCCUCAACGUUUCACUUACUUCCAUUCCAUAGUGAGAGAGAAGAGAAACAAUGGAGGGAAAAGAAGAAGACGUGAAUGUGGGAGCAAACAAGUUCCCGGAGAGGCAGCCAAUCGGUACGGCGGCGCAGACGGAGGGAAAAGACUACAAGGAACCACCUCCGGCUCCGUUCUUCGAACCAGGCGAGCUCAAGUCGUGGUCCUUCUACAGAGCCGGCAUAGCAGAGUUCAUAGCCGCUUUCCUUUUCCUCUACGUCACCGUUUUAACAGUCUUGGGGGUCAAGAGAGCUCCCAACAUGUGUGCCUCCGUGGGUAUCCAAGGCAUCGCUUGGGCGUUCGGCGGCAUGAUCUUCGCACUUGUCUACUGUACUGCCGGAAUCUCGGGAGGACACAUUAACCCGGCGGUGACAUUCGGUUUGUUCUUGGCGAGGAAGCUUUCUUUGACAAGAACUGUCUUCUACAUAGUAAUGCAAUGCCUUGGAGCUAUCUGUGGUGCUGGUGUGGUCAAGGGUUUUCAGCCAGGGCCGUAUCACGCUAAUGGAGGUGGAGCCAACUUGGUGGCUCAUGGAUACACAAAGGGUUCAGGUCUUGGUGCAGAGAUUAUUGGCACUUUUGUUCUUGUCUACACUGUCUUCUCUGCUACUGAUGCUAAGAGAAGUGCUAGAGACUCUCAUGUCCCUAUCUUGGCUCCGCUUCCAAUUGGGUUUGCUGUCUUCUUGGUGCACUUGGCCACUAUUCCAAUCACGGGAACUGGAAUUAACCCGGCCAGGAGUCUUGGAGCUGCCAUCAUCUACAAUAAGGAUCAUGCUUGGGGCGACCAUUGGAUCUUCUGGGUCGGACCAUUCAUUGGUGCUGCUCUUGCUGCUCUGUACCAUCAGAUAGUCAUCAGAGCCAUUCCUUUCAAGUCCAAGACAUAAGUCUUCCCACAUAUUAUUUGAUCAUCAUCAAGCUAAAAUAUGUAUCAAUAUUUUAUUUUACGUGCAUUCCUCUUAGUGAUCUCAUAUAUAUGUCUCUUGUGUGCUACUACCUUAUUCUGCCACUGGAGUUCGAUCUUGUAACAUUGUAAAUGUGUAAUUUAUUAUGUACCAAUGGAAUUGUAUCUUGUUACAUUGUAUUAUUGUAUAUGUGCAAGUAACUAUGUCAAUGGAAUUGUAUCUUUGUUGGGCUACA